Molecule: messenger RNA, 621 nt
Organism: Suillus fuscotomentosus
Lineage: Eukaryota; Fungi; Basidiomycota; Agaricomycetes; Boletales; Suillaceae
Exons: 10
Coding region: 1-621 (206 amino acids)
Source: RefSeq, a predicted model, not a curated record
AUGUCCCAUAACCUCACCACACCAUCUUCGCUCCCGCUCGCUAAGUUCUUCCCAUCUGGAGACAAUGCCAAUGACUCUCUACGUCCUACCAGUCAUUCCCUAUCUGCUCUCCGCUCUCCAAGUUCCAUACUCGCAUUGUAUUACGUCGGUGACAGAUUUGAUAAUUUUGAAGUCGGUUGCAAUGGCACAGAGACCUUUCGUGUUGGUCCUAUCACAAAUUGGGGUACUACCUGGACCAGCGGCGACGAUGCCAUACGUGUGGGGCCCGCUUUUUGUGGCCCUGUGGAGGUGUGUUGUUGGAAAUCCAACCCGCCAAUACACGGAGUUACCAUAUUAGGCAACUCCACGGACGAGUCCUAUCUAUCUAGCCCAGCACUCGUCUUCUAUUAUGUAUAUUCUGUAGACCAUGUUCGCACUUCUGGCCCGGCACUCAGCAAAUAUUUACCGGACUCGGCACUCGGAGUCCGACUUCCUCUUCCCGCCACAUCUAGUGCAUUUGCACUCUACUGGAACAACCUGUCUACCAGUAUCAAGGAGGAAUACAAACGAAAGGCCACGGCGCAGAUCAGCUCUUCUUCGACGCUCCAAGGCAGGGACAGUGGGAAUGAGCACGAUGACUAG